UAUUUUUUCAUCAUUAAAAAGGAAAAAAGAAAGAGGAUUUAUGAAUGUGGUGGGUUAAUCACCUUUCUUUUUUCUUUUGAUUGUAUUCGUAGUUAUUAAAAAAAAAAAAAAAGAUUUACGCGCUCUCUUACUCUUACCGUCUGCUUUCUCUCUCUCUUAUUUCCUUUCUCCCGGGGUUCCUCCGACGCACGACGGAGGGAGAGAAAGAAAGAGCCCACAACUUUCAAAAGUUGAAUUUCUGGGGCUUUUUUAAAUUUUAUUUUUUCUUGUGUGGUCGAUUUUCAGUCUAGCUAGUUAGAUAGGUUGGAUUGAGAGGGAGGGAAGAGCAGAAGAAAAUAAAUAGAAUAGAAAUGUCAGCGGCAUUGGACCCUGUCGAUUGGCUUCUCUUCUCUCUCAGUAGAGCUUUCCGUAGUCCUCUUUCUGUUUUUGUUCAGAUCCAGGGAUGUGUAAUAUGCUUGACUCUUGCUAUUGGGUGGGCUUUUGCUGCUUAUGUCAGGAACAGAGAGAUCAAUAGAAUGAAGGAUGCCAUGAAAUGUGGCAAUAGCUUUGCUUUUUUGUGCCAUGAUAUUAAUGAACUUGAGCACACUAAUCAGGUCAAUCUACCAAGAGUUACAGUCGUGAUGCCUUUAAAAGGUUUUGGAGAACAUAAUCUGCACAACUGGAAGAGUCAGAUCACAUCUCUCUAUGGUGGUCCUCUAGAAUUUCUUUUUGUGGUGGAAAGUACUGAAGAUCCCGCUUACCAUGCUGUAUCUCGGUUAAUAAGGGAUUUUAAGGGGGCAUCAUUUGAGUGUCUUCUCUGUGGCUUUACUUCUUGCCUUCCUGAUUUCAUUGCAUGUUUUUCUGCGCAGGAUGAUGUUGAUGCUAAAAUCAUUCUGGCUGGUUUGUCAACAACCUGUAGUCAGAAAAUACAUAACCAGCUGGUUGGGGUGGAAAGAAUGCAUAAAGAUACCAAGUAUGUAUUAUUUUUGGAUGAUGAUGUUAGGCUUCACCCUGGAUCAAUUGGAGCCCUCACUGCUGAGAUGGAAAAGAAGCCUGAGAUAUUUAUUCAAACUGGAUACCCUCUUGAUUUACCGUCUGGAAGUUUAGGGAGUUACUGCAUCUAUGAAUACCAUAUGCCUUGCUCUAUGGGAUUUGCCACCGGUGGGAAAACAUUUUUUCUUUGGGGAGGGUGUAUGAUGAUGCACGCUGACGAUUUUAGACGUGACAAUUAUGGUGUGGUCUCAGGACUUCGAGAUGGUGGAUACUCUGAUGAUAUGACACUAGCUGCUAUAGCGGGAGCCCACAAGAGGCUUAUUACGUCCCCUCCUGUAGCUGUUUUUCCUCAUCCUCUUGCAAGUGAUCUCAGUUUCUCUAGGUACUGGAAUUACUUGAGGAAGCAAACAUUUGUUUUGGAAUCAUACAUAAGCAGGGUUAAUUGGCUAAUGAAUAGAGGACUGUUUUCAUUCCAUUGUUAUCUUUCAUGGGGAUUUGUAGCACCAUACUUUAUGGCUGCAGUUCAUAUUGCAGCAGCAUUACAAAUCUAUAUCAAGGGUUAUUCAUAUGAGGAAACAACCUGUACUACAAGUGGAUUGUUACUAGCAAGUUGCUUAGCUAUAUGUACCCUUACGGAGCUACUUUCUAUGUGGAACUUAACAAGGAUUGAAGUUCAACUAUGCAACAUGUUAUCCCCUGAGGCACCUAAGCUCUCACUUGAUUAUUACAACUGGAGCUUGAUAUUUGUCGCAUUGCUGGUUGAUAACUUUCUAUACCCUAUCUCUGCCUUCCGAUCUCAUUUCUCUCAAUCAAUCAAUUGGUCGGGUAUUCGAUAUCACUUGAAGAAUGGAAAAAUAAACAAGAUUGAAAGGAACAGAGGUAGGGGACCAAAGUUCACAGACUUGGGAGGUAAGCAUUUAUAUGGGAAAAAAGGAGCUCCUCCAAAAGCCUCAUUCCUAAGCUCAUUGGCGAGAAGUUUGUGUCAAUGGCAUCAACCCAAGAAAUACGAGGUUUAGCAGAGAGAAGGAAUGUUUAUUUUUUGUGACCAUUGUGGCUCUUCAUUUUUAGAUCCGAGUGGAAGCAGCAAGGUUUCUGAAGCACAGAUUCUUUAGUUGAUUGGUGGUGGGAUUAUUUGAUGAUUCCUUAUUGGAUUGGUUUUAGUGGUUUAGGAAUUUUCGCCCUCAUUUUUUAGUUGCCAUUCAAUCAGAUUUAUUCUUAAUUUUAUCAACCCUCUUCAUCCGGGGGCUGACUUUGUAACUUGUAUCGAUUUCGUCCUGUAAUUUUAUUAAAUGAUUAUAUGCAGUCGGUGUUCAAAUGUGAGACACAAAGUUUAGUGUUUGUGAUUUUACAGCUUUCCAAUCCGCAUCUGUAUGUAUCGACUGCCCAUUUUGUGUUA
Molecule: messenger RNA, 2368 nt
Organism: Gossypium raimondii (Peruvian cotton)
Lineage: Eukaryota; Viridiplantae; Streptophyta; Magnoliopsida; Malvales; Malvaceae
Exons: 14
Coding region: 351-1988 (545 amino acids)
Biological process (GO): glucosylceramide biosynthetic process
Cellular component (GO): membrane
Molecular function (GO): ceramide glucosyltransferase activity
Source: RefSeq, a predicted model, not a curated record